Messenger RNA from Mycetomoellerius zeteki, 678 nucleotides. RefSeq names its product putative gustatory receptor 28b. Bases 1 to 678 code for a protein of 225 amino acids. Gene Ontology annotation, biological process: sensory perception of taste; chemosensory behavior; male courtship behavior. The transcript has 4 exons. The record is from RefSeq and is a predicted model, not a curated record. NCBI's taxonomy places the organism in Eukaryota, Metazoa, Arthropoda, Insecta, Hymenoptera, Formicidae. Gene Ontology annotation, cellular component: axon; membrane; dendrite.
AUGACAAUGGAUAUGCUGUACAUAAACUGUGUUUGUGUAUUAAAAGCUUGUUUCAAGGACAUUAAUAACAAUCUUCAACACAUGCAAGAACUCAUAGUAAACAGUGAAUCACGUGUCUCUUUGUUUUAUUACGAACAAAGAAAUCCAUUCUUAAUAAUAAAGCUUAAGAUUUUGGAGAAACAACAUAUGAUAAUCAGCAAUACAGUACAGAUGCUCAAUAGGAUCUUCAGUGUGCAACUACUUGCUUCGAUAAUCAUAACUUUUUGUCAAAUCAAUCUAGAACUGUAUAUUUAUCUAGUUCAGUGGCAUGAUGGGUUGGUCAUCAAUUUAAAUGCACAAGUUGAUGAGUUCGUCCUAUCAGCUAUGAUUUAUUACAUAAUAAAACUGGCGUUAAUUGUGUGGGCCUGCGAGACUUGCAAGAAUCAGGCUCAAAAAAUCUGCACUACAGUUCACGACGUUCUCAACAGCGCUAAAGAUGAGCAAAUAAAAAAUGAGCUGCAUUCCUUUUCCUUGCAAAUGUUACAUUGCAAAAAUAUAUUUUCCGUCAAAGGUCUCAAUAUAGACGCAACGUUUCUCGCUACAAUGGUGGGUACCAUUAGUACAUAUAUGUUAAUUUUGCUACAAUUCUUGAUCAUGUUCCACUCUUGCGAUGAAAAGUCUACAGUCAAUAUUACGUGA